This is a messenger RNA of Xylaria bambusicola, 2645 nucleotides long. RefSeq names its product heterokaryon incompatibility protein 6. NCBI's taxonomy places the organism in Eukaryota, Fungi, Ascomycota, Sordariomycetes, Xylariales, Xylariaceae. Bases 567 to 2573 code for a protein of 668 amino acids. The transcript has a single exon. The record is from RefSeq and is a predicted model, not a curated record.
UCUGAAAUAGAUGUCAUUAUUUUAAUAGUCCUCAUCUCUGAUGCCCUCGGCUUUCGGGCUAUCCACCAAACUGUGUAGCUGUAUUUCCGAGCAUACCUUCACUCUCAAGACUCCUGGAGGAAAAAACUUCUAAAAAUAAGAUACAAGUAUACUUACAAGCCUGCCGCACCUCGACAGAUGCGGGGUACUGAUUGGCAUUGAAGAACAAGAGCAUCCCUUACCUUGCUAUGGGUGUUAGUCCAGCUUUAGAGAUUUUAAUGCGAGGCAAGCCAAUCGAUGUUUAGACACAAGGAGCUAAAAUAGGUGGCGUGUUUUUAGUUGAUUCUUUGGUAGUUACAGUUUUGCAGCUGAUUGCCUUGGCGAUAGGUCAGAAUAUUAUGGUAACACUGUCGCGAUUAUAUAUAUCUCAGCUAGUUUCAAGGGCGUUGUGGUCAUCUUAUCAUCUUAUCAUCAUGAGGCUCAUUCGAAUAAUGAAUUAUCAUGAUAUCGUUUUGAGGCUUUUUAUAACUCUACUCUCUGAUAACUUCCACUAAAUUGCCAUUUGGAGACACUUUCUCUGGUCCAAGAUGUCACAAGUGACUAAUCCCAGUCCACAAGAUGAAACCCAGGUUCUCGGCCAACUUUUCGCCGGACUUUUAACGGGCCAGAGCUCUUGUCCCAUACACGAGGAAUGUGACAGUGGCUGCUCCGGCCGGAUCGGCGUUCGCAGAUAUCGGCUUAUGCCAAAUGGGGAGCGACGCGAGGAAGUAGAUGAGAGAGCGCAGCUGGCGGCAAUUGCACCGAAGAAUGGAGUGCCUGAGCGGACACAGCCGCUAGUCAUCGGCGACAAUGUGCCUACCUUCAAGCAUUCACCUCUCGCCCGGCCGGGUAGUCAAAUUAGACUUCUGAAGGUCAAACGAGGGUUUCUGAGAGCUGAUCCUGUCGAUUGUGAACUGGUGCACUUCGAUAUAGAUAAUGCCCCGCGAUAUGGAGCCCUAUCGUAUUGCUGGGGACCACCACCUGACGAUAUCAAGUUCUUAUGUAAUGGCAGCGUCUUUUAUGGCCGACCUAGUCUGGAGCGAUCGCUGAAGCGACUUCGUGCUGGCUUCAGACCCGGGCAGAGAGAAGAUUACAUCUGGGCAGACGCUAUUUGUAUCAAUCAGCAAGAUCUCGUGGAAAAGGACGCUCAGAUCCGGCUCAUGGAACGCAUAUAUUCAGGGGCAGCCACUGUUUACGUCGAUCUGGGAGAUGUGGAAGGCCAGACAGUCUCAGUUGGCGGAGCGACCCUUCGAUUUCCUGCCAUGGGAGGAAUGGGCGUCCAGGACGCAUUGACGCAUUCAGACGAUAUAGAGCACCCUCUUCAUUAUCUGACAGCCUUCCAGGCUCUAACCCAGCCGUGGUUUACUAGGACUUGGAUCAUCCAAGAACUCGCUCUCGCAAAGAACGUCAAGUAUAUGUUCAGCGGCAACAUCUUCACUCAGAAGCACCUAGACAGCAUGCUUAGCAAGGAGUCCAUUGUCUCGCAUCCAGAACGUCAGCGCGAACUGAUGAGUAGCAACGCCGUUAUGCGCGGCUACAUGAACUACCAAAAGCUGCAGCGUAUCAAGGGUCAAACUGGGAAGAUGGACUCGCUGGAGUUGAUACAACUUACGCGAGACUUUGGCGUGACAAAUGCAGAGGACAAGAUCUUCGGGCUCUUCGCCCUCCUGAGCGACACUGAUCGCGAAGCUAUUGGACCGUAUACGCGCGCAACAGAACAGGUGUACAGACGCUUCGCAGCGUUGCAAGUCCGUCGCGGCCGAACAAUCCACAUGUUCGACAGUGCAGGGCUCCAGCGACGCCACGGCGAGGUAAGGAAUCUACCGUCCUGGGUUCCGGACUGGACAGCACAGGGCAAGUCGCCCAAGGUGAUCUCGACGCUCCGUCCCACGCCGUAUUCGGCUUCUGGCACAGCGCAGCCACACAUCCAGUUCAUUGGGGAUAUAACCGGAUCAGGCGGUAUCAGUGUACGCUGCCUGGCCGUGGACACCAUCGAAGCCGUGGUGCACGUGCACACUGCACCACUGCUGCCGAGCGGCCAGCCUGACUUUCUCGUCUUUCACGAUAAGUUCCGCGCUGCUUUCGACGAGCUCAUUAGUCAACGCAAGCCUGUGUAUAGAAACAGCGAGGAGGCCUUUGCGCGCGUCUUGCUUAUGGACGACAUGUACACGGGGCGAAACGCAAUAAUGCAUAGUAGCCCCAUCACAGAUCCAGCAGUGACAUACCACAGUGCGCUGGCUGCUUGGCGCGAACGAAGAAGUGAGGGCGGGCUCGGUGGUAAGAAGAUGGACGCUGUCCAGACCUUCCAGAUGCAGGCUAGAACAGCAGCUGUAGGACGAGGAUUCGCCACUACGCGGGCUGGAUACAUUGGGCUUGUGCCGCCUUGUGCGCAAGUCGGCGACCUAAUUAUCGUGAUCCUCGGUGCUACAGUGCCAUACGUGGUGCGUGAAGCACAAGGUGGCUAUGUCCUUGUUGGGGAUGCAUUCGUACACGGACUCAUGUAUGGGGAGGCUCUACAGCAAAAGAUACAGCCAGUGGAGAUUGUCAUUGUCUGAUGAAGGGUGUUGGUAUGAAAAUCGGGUCGUUGGUAUAUGUUGCGACUGUCCAAAGGUAACAUACGUAUCAAU